GCACAUCUGGGAGCAGCACACAGUCAGAACACAUAAGGAUUUGGCUCACAGGUUCGAGUCACAACGCAUCAACGGUCAACCAUGAUCACCUUGCUCCUACUGUGGGUGUCUCUGCCAUUCAUCACCUCAACAAUAUCCUUUGAAGACCCUGGUGAUCUAGACAGUACCUUGAGUGUCAGCAUCCCUGUGGAGGUGCCGCUGCGCCCUCUGAUGGGCGCCAAGGUGGUGGUGCCCUGCUACUUCCAAGACAACACGGUCAACGACCCGGCCACGCCCACUGUCGCCCCCCUGUCCCACCGCAUCAAAUGGACCUACAUCACCAAGGGCAAGGCAACCCUCAUCCUGGUGGCGUCGGAGGGCAAAGUUCACGUGGAGACGGAGUACCUAGACCGGGUCACCAUGGCCAACUACCCGCUGGUGCCCACCGACAUCACCAUGGAGAUCACGGAGCUGCGCUCCAAGGACUCAGGCACCUAUCGCUGUGAGGUCAUGCACGGCAUCGAGGAUAACUAUGACUCGGUGGACAUCCAGGUUCAAGGUAUUGUGUUCCACUACCGAGCCAUCUCUACUCGCUACACUCUGAACUUUGAGAGGGCCAAGGCUGCCUGUAUCCAGAACAAUGCCACCAUCGCCACCCCAGCCCAGCUACAGGCUGCCUUUGACGAUGGCUUCCACCAAUGUGACGCCGGUUGGCUAUCUGACCAAACAGUCAGGUACCCCAUCCAUGAGCCUCGUGAGGGUUGCUUUGGAGACAAGGAUGAGUUCCCGGGUGUGCGAACCUAUGGCGUGAGAGAGGUCAACGACACUUAUGACGUGUACUGCUUCGCACAGAAGAUGUCAGGCAGAGUGUUCUACUCCAUGUCCAUUGAGAAGUUCACCUUUUACCAGGCAAUGGACCAGUGUGCCAAACUAGGGGCCAAGCUGGCCACCACAGGGCAGCUGUACCUGGCCUGGAAGGCUGGCAUGGAUGUGUGCAACGCGGGCUGGCUGGCAGAUAGAAGCGUCCGCUACCCUAUCAACAUCGCCAGGCCCCAGUGCGGUGGAGGACUACUUGGAGUGAGGACUGUGUACCUGUUCCCUAACCAGACAGGCUACCCCUACCCAGACUCCCGCUACGACGCUAUCUGCUACCAAGAGGACGACGGUGUAGUCAAGACCACCCCGUUCCCAGAGGUGGCCACCAUCACAGCUGGCCCCAUGGUUUACCUGGGGCGUACCACCACCUCUGAGGCUGAGGCACAGGGGGAGGUUCAGACCCAAGCCCCCCUGGACACCACCAGCAUGGAACUGCCCUUACCCAUCCUCCCCAGUGUGAACGACACGUAUGCCAAGGUCACCCCGGUCGUGGGGGAAGAGAUCAUCAGCAGGGUGACAGCUAAACCUGAUAUGGCCUCCGAGUUCCCUCAUGACAAUGACAUUGCCAUGUCUCCUACAGGUGUAGUGUUCCACUACCGUGCUGGCUCCAGUCGCUAUGCCCUGUCCUUCAUGGAGGCCCAGCUGGCCUGUCAGAGUGUAGGUGCGGUCAUCGCCAGCUCUCAGCAGCUCCAGGCAGCCUACGAGGCAGGGCUCCACAACUGUGAUGCAGGCUGGCUUAGGGACCAGACCGUCAGGUACCCCAUCCUGUCUCCCAGAGAUAAGUGCUCAGGGAACCUGGAGCAUCUCCCAGGGGUGAGGUCCUACGGCCUGAGACCCGCUACCGAGCAAUACGAUGUCUACUGCUAUGUGGACCGCCUCAAGGGGGAGCUGUUCUACACCAGCGACUAUGACAGCUUCUCCUACAAGGAGGCCAUGGCCCACUGUCAGAAGCUCAACACCACGCUAGCCACCACAGGGCAGCUCUAUGCUGCCUGGAAACAGGGCUUUGACAAGUGCCGUCCAGGCUGGCUGCAGGACCGCAGCGUCCGUUACCCCAUCCACACCCCUAGGCCCCACUGUGGAGGAGGCAAGGCUGGGGUACACACCAUCUACGCCUUCCCCAACCAGACGGGACACCCCGACCAGCACUCCAGAUACGACGCAUACUGCUUCAGAGCUGAACAUACGAUUAUUCACACUGAAACCAGACUCAACGUUACUGUAGUUGUCGAGGAGGAAAUGAUCAACAUGACAACCAGAACGGACCAAUUGACUCUUGUGAGCCCCAUCAUACCACCUGUGGAUGUGUCUGGUUCAGGCUUAGCUGAGCAUUCUGCCAGUGGUUUUGGCAGUGAAACCCCUGGUAGCGGAGAUACAUUUGGUGGGGACAGUGGCGAGGGCUCUGGGUCUGGCUUCACAUUCGAGGGCAGUGGGCACAUCUUGUCAGGAGAGGGCUCUAGCUCUGGAGGUCUACAGGAGGCUGUAGAAGGGAGCACCACUGUCAUUUACCCCCCUGGAGUUGGGUCUGGGAAUAGUGGGUCCGGGGUGGGGGUGGGAGAGUUCAGCGGUGGGCAACUGUCCGGUGUCCUUCCCCACUCCGGUAGUGGCAGCGGGGUAUCUGGGGACCUGAGCGGUAGCGGGGAUUCUGUCAUCAUCAUGGUGAACGGAGAGAUGGUGGACAUCUCCAAGCAGCAGCCCACUGGACAGGAGUUUGGACAAGGAGGUGUGGAUGUCAGUGGCUCCAGUGGAGUUUCUGGAUCGGGUGGCUUCUUCAGUGGGGAUGUGACCAGCACCUCUGGCUCUGGACUUCCCGACAUAUCUUUUGAGCAUUCAGGUCUCAUCGACCUGACCGAGAAGUCCUCGGGAGAGCAGGAGGUCUCUGGCUACCAGCCCUUCGCCUCCGGUUAUCCUUACGGUUUUCACAGCGGCUCUGGAUUCCCAUCCAGUGGUGACGGAUCCCACUCAGGCCAUGAGGUUAUCUUCCUGACAGAAGAUGGGAUGAUGGAGGUGACAACACGACAGCGUCCAGAGCAGGGCCGGGGCUACAUAGAGGUCAGUGGAGACGGCAGUAGCCACCAUGAAGGGAGCACCUCAGCCAGUGGGCUCUCCCUGGGGGAGUCAAUGGUCGCAGAAGGCCUGUCUGUGGUGUUGCCCCCUGGUUCUACCAUGACUUACCCAGAGUAUAUCGGAAACACGGGAAGAGGGGAUGACCUGGACCUGGUGGAGGAAGGCCAGGAGCACGAAGGCCAGGAGCACGAAGGGCAGGAGCAAGAAGGGCUGGAAGGGCCCACGGAGACAAUCAAUGUCACGGCACCGUCUGCAGUCUUCUCUAGCCCAACAACAGCACCCGCCAAUACAAUGGUGACCCCUGCUGUGGUGGAGGAGCCUGCUGUAGUUGAUGCUGAUCCUGACCCUUGUGAGCCUAACCCGUGUGGCACAGGCACCUGUUCUGUGCAGGAUGGCAUUGCUGUGUGCCAAUGCCCACAUGGAUUCACUGGAGAGGACUGCAGCACGUCAGUGCAGGGCUGUGCCGAGGGCUGGGUGGAGUUCAUGGGGAGCUGCUACCUGCACUUUCUUGAGAGAGACACCUGGCCCGAUGCUGAGCAGCGCUGCCAAGAGCUCAACUCCCACCUGGUCAGCAUCACCUCCCAACAGGAGCAGGAGUUUGUCAACUCUAACGCUCAGGACUAUCAGUGGAUUGGACUCAAUGACAAGGACAUGCAGAAUAAGUUCCGCUGGACAGAUGGGAGUCCAUUGGAAUUUGAGAACUGGAGGCCCAACCAGCCAGAUAACUACUUUAACUCUGGAGAGGACUGUGUAGUGAUGAUCUGGCAUGAGAACGGCCAGUGGAACGAUGUUCCCUGCAACUACCACCUGCCCUUCACCUGCAAGAGUGAACCUGUCAUGUGCCAUUCACCCCCUGAGGUGGACAACGCCAGGCCAAUGGGCAGCAGAAGAGACCGCUACCCCGUCAACUCUAUAGUCCGCUACCAGUGUGACGCAGGCUUCACACAGCGCCACCCACCUGUUGUACGCUGCCUUCCCGACGGGCGGUGGGAGGAGCCACAAGUGGAGUGUAUAGGAUCUGGUGCCACCCCCAGCAACAGACUACACAAGAGGUCCAUCAGGAGACGGUUGAAAGCACCCAACAGUUGGUCUUGGCGGAAGCUUCUCUAAGCAGGACUGAAGGGACACACUAAAAGAGAACCAAAUUGACCGCUCUUGUAAAGAAACAUUGAUACUAAAUGCCAUUUUGCCUGACCAAAAAAAGAUAACGUUCCCACCAGGGGUGGAAAUGGGGAAAAGUUACUUUGAGAACCCACCAAUGUAAAAUCCUUGAAUUCACCUAUAGCUCAUUUUUACAUGUCAAAAUGAUUGAAUUCCCCCAUUUCCACCCCGGAUUCCCACCAUGUAUAUAGAUAAACACCAAAGCACAUUAGACAGGAUUUUAUAGUCCGACUGACAAUGUUGAUCUCUGAGUGUCACUCUGUGCCUUUGUGGGGGGUAUUUGGGCAGUGGUUCUCAACCUGGGGUACUAGUAACCCUGGGGGUACCGGGCCUAUCCACAGGGGGUACUUGGGAAGACUCAAAUAGGUAUAAUUGAGGGGAUACUUUGUGCAGAGCAUUAUGGAUUUGAUUCCGACUUAAGAAAUUAUGCUUUUCUUAUGCACGCCUAUCCCAUGCACUUCUCAGUAGUUGGUGUUCAGACUUACCUUAUAAAGGUGCGUAAUGGAGUUUGCAGGCGUGGUUCCCUUGCGCGCAAAAAAUAUAUUGAUGAAUAAAAAAUACAGUGGUUUGAUUCAUCCUGAAAGUUGUCAUAUUCAAGUUCAAUCCAUGAAAUAUUGGAAGGUGGAAAAAAGUGUACAAUAAGGGUUGAACAAUAGUACUGUAAAUCUACCCUAAUCCUUACUAAUCAUGGAACUGUAUGACAACGGUCCAGUCGUUAUGAACCGUUCGCCAAGCUCCAGGUUUAACCUGCUAAGUGUGGUCUGAGUUCCAUAAUGAUUCAAUUUGUCCCAAAUUAUUGCACAACGUUAUAUGAUCCACUAAUGCUAGCGACCCUCAGGAACAGCUUACACGGACGUGACGGAGGAAAUACAGUUUAACAGAAUGGAAUGGAAUGAUGCAAAAUGUAAGCUACAAAUUGAAGAAAACUAACACUAAAGUGACAGUUAUAAAUGUAUGUGGGUAUUACUGACGGUGGCCCCCUAUAGUGGCGAAUAUUUAACAUUACACAUUUUUUUAUAAAACGGAGAAAAGCCCGGGCAUAGGCUAUAAUUAAAACAUUCUAAAGGGCAUACAUCAACUCGGUAGGUUCAGCCCCACAGAAGCCUAUAGCUUGGGUGUCCAAAUUUCAUCCACGCAAAUUAUGAGGGUACACAAUAAAAACAAAUCUGAAUAACGGCAUAGCUAUUUAUACACUCUUAGAAAAAAAGGGUCCUAAAAGGGUUCUUCGGCUGUCCCCAUAGGAUAACCCUUUUUGGUUCCAGUUAGAACCCUUUUUGGUUCCAGGUAGAACCCUGGAACCCCACAUUUUUUCAAAGGGUACUCGUAUGGGGACAGCCGAAGAACCCUUUUAGGUUCUAGAUAGCACCUUUUUUCUAAGAGUGUAGCCUAUUUCACUGUGGAAAACGGCCGCAAUACAUUUCAUGUUGAUAUGAUUUUCAGGGAUCAUAAGGAAAAAACAUCUAAAACAAUUGCUAUGUGCAUCUACAACCCCCUUCUCCAAAUGGAUUACUCAUUUACCUAGCUCUUAUCAAUAGCUCUUAUACAUUUAUAAAUUAAAGUGCAUGGAGAAUGGUGUUAUUUCUAUCGGAAAAAAGUAGAUGCUUUUCCCACUUGGAACCAACAGGUUCGCUCGAAUUUAUUCAUGGUUUCCUAGCGCGUAAAGGUAAGGGAAUUAAGUCAAGGUCAGAAUACGGUUUAUCUGUAGAUCUCUAGCCAGAACGAAUAGCGGGUGAAUAGCAUGCUAUCCUCAUUCUUAAAUUCAAGGUCAGAAUACGCAUAGAGAGAACAGUGCAUGAAAAGGGAAUUACGUUUCAUUUACACGCGCUUAACUCAGGUCGGAAUCAGGGCCUAAGUGAAUCGGGGUACAGUUACCAAAAAAGGUUGAGAACCACUGAUACAGGGGAAUAUGGGUAGGUUCAUCUUCUGUCAGAAUAAUUUGGGAGGUUCAUUGGUUUAUGGCUGUGUUCAGCCAUUGGAGUCUUUUGAUUGGGUGGUAGAUAGUUUUGGUCCCUCCUCUAUUAUACUCUGACCAGGGUGGAAGGUGUGACUCAAAGAGAUGCUGGAGGGGUCAAUAAAAAUGAAUGGAUAGUAUUAUUUAUUUGGGGAGUCCCAUCUGAAUGGAGUGGGAAAGAAACAUCCCUCCCCCAAGGCACUAGAGUGACACUGAAAGUCAAGAACAGAGUAAAAAAAGUGUUUAGGAUUGCAGCUAGAUACUCUGAAGUCAAGCACAUUAUUAUUUUUUCUUAGUUUAUGUUUGAUAAUUAGCUUUUUUUAUAUAGUGUUGGACCUUAGGACCAAAUAGGGAACAACUCCUAUAUGUGAAGAAAAGAGACAGAAAUAGCAAUGUUUGUCUGUUUCGGAAUGUCGAACAGAGUACCUCCAACUCUGUAUGAUAAUGAUACAGUAUUGUGCUCUCAUCCUGGAUCUUUGGGCUAUUUUCGGCACCAAAGAAUUCAGAACACAGAGAUGGAAAGAGGGCACACUUGCCACAAAGCCUGUUUUAGCAUUAAGAAGAGAAAAAUGACUACUUCAGAAAUGGGGAUAGUCCUCAAUCGCGAUGCCCAUGCUGUCACAGAAGCGAUCAAUGGCAAAGAUAGGCUCUCUUUUCAUCUCCAUGCUUCAGAACCAUCUGGUGAAAAUACGAUCGAUACAACUGUAGAAGAGUUGGCUACAGCACAUACACUAUGGGAACAUGCUGGCGUCCGACAAUCUAUGUGACCUUACAAUCCAUGUGCUCAUAAACAGAUGAGUUUGUGUUUGUCUGUUUAUUUCUCACUGUGAAUUCUCUCAAACUACGCUUUUGAUAUCAGACAUCAAGCAUUUUGAUUGAUGAAUAAACAGGGCCUUUGUUUUCCAUUUAUCUUAUUCACAACCCCAAGUCCCCUUGUGUGCAGGAAGGGAAUUAUGAGGGGUUGAAUUGGUACUGAAGCACAUAAAAAUGAAUUGACACCAGUAGCAUAACAAGCUGUGAAGGCACAAGGUUAGAGAAGGAGGAGUUAGAGGAUAUGUUAAGUUGACGAGGAUCCUUUUGGGUCGAAUCAUGUUUAACGUUUGGGGAGCAGUGUCCAUACUCAAGCUCCCCUCCCACCCGACUCAUGCACAUUCAACAAACACACUCAACACAACACAAUACUCUCACACAUCGGAAGUGAUUUCAACGUUUGAUGAAUGGUUGAAUGGUUUCUGGGUGUCUCAGUGUAGAGGGAUGUCACACACACAGACACACACACACACACAGACACACACACACACACACACACACACACACACACACACAG
Messenger RNA from Coregonus clupeaformis (lake whitefish), 7361 nucleotides. Its product is annotated as aggrecan core protein-like. The transcript is spliced from 18 exons. The record is from RefSeq and is a predicted model, not a curated record. Gene Ontology annotation, molecular function: hyaluronic acid binding. Bases 82 to 4032 code for a protein of 1316 amino acids. Gene Ontology annotation, biological process: cell adhesion. Lineage: Eukaryota; Metazoa; Chordata; Actinopteri; Salmoniformes; Salmonidae.